Molecule: messenger RNA, 782 nt
Organism: Lathyrus oleraceus (garden pea)
Lineage: Eukaryota; Viridiplantae; Streptophyta; Magnoliopsida; Fabales; Fabaceae
Product: gibberellin-regulated protein 1
Exons: 3
Coding region: 243-545 (100 amino acids)
Source: RefSeq, a predicted model, not a curated record
CAAAGUUAAAAACCAUCCUCGUCCCACUUCACUGUCUUGUCUAUCCACCAUGCAAUUGCUGUUUACCAUCCCUGGUUGCCUCCAAAUUCGACCUACUCUUUUUUGCCACUUGCAUAUAUCUAUCAUAUUCUAUUGACACGAGUCUAAAAAAAGCAGUACUCCAGCUAGCAAUUUUUGUUCCUACUAAUUUCCUAAAGCUGGUCUCAUCAGCUAUAAAUACUACCUCAUAAUAUCUCUCAAUCAUGGCUCUCUCUAAGCUUCUAGCUGCUUCACUUCUUGCAUCACUUCUCCUCCUCCAUCUUGCUGAUGCAGCAGAUCAAUCGCAACAUGCAAAAACACAAAGCUCUCUUCUUCAGAAAAUAGAUUGUAAUGGAUCAUGUGUUGCAAGGUGCCGUUUAUCAUCUCGACCAAGAUUGUGUCAAAGAGCAUGUGGAACAUGUUGUAGAAGAUGUAACUGCGUGCCACCUGGCACUGCUGGAAACCAAGAAAAGUGUCCUUGUUAUGCAAGCUUGACUACUCAUGGUGGCAAACGCAAGUGCCCUUAGAAAAACAAAAACUACCUUAAUUGGAAUUUGGACUCAGAAUCUUUUAUCAUAAAUAUCCAAAACUAAGGUUGCCAUGCAUUAAUGAUAAAAAUAUAAGUAUUCCUUAGUCACUAUGGUCUGAACCACAUGGAAAAUAAAAUAUGUACGUUUUCAAUACCUGUUGAGUUAGAGUGUUAUUUCGUAUUCACUUCUUUUGUAUCAUUUGUUCUAAUGAGAAUUUCUUGUUGAAUAUUUUAA